GUAAUCGCCUCCGAGCGCCCGGACUGGGAUGGCGGCCGUUUUGGAGUCGUUGCUGCGAGAGGAGCUGUCGGUCGCAGCCGCCGUGCGGUGGAUCGCGCGCAGCGCCCAGAGCUCGGAGGAUGACCCUGGGGAGGCGGCCGCGCUGAUCUCACUUAGGCCGCUGCGGAAGGAAUUCGUGCCAUUCCUGCUGAACUUCCUGAGGGAACAGAGCAGCCGCGUCCUCCCGCAGGGCCCCCCAACCCCCGCCAAGGCCUCGGGCUCCUCGGCAGCCUUGCCAGGGAGACCCGGGGGCCCACCGCGGGGCGGCCGCGGGGCGCGCAGCCAGCUCUUCCCUCCGACCGAGCCUUCGAACGCCACCGCCGCUGAGGCCCCUUCGGCCCGCCGUGGGGGCAGGAGGCGGGGCCCGGGGCCGGCCCGUGAGCGAGGAGGCCGCGGCCCCGGGGCCCUGGAGGAGGGGGUCAGCGGGGAGAGCCUGCCCUGGGCCGUGGGCCGGAGGCCCAAGAGCUCUGGCGGCCCCGGCAGCCCCAGCCUCGCCCGCUCUGAUCCGCCAAACCUCAGCAACCUGGAGGAAUUCCCUCCCGUAGGCUCGGUUCCCUCCGGCUCUGCAGGCAGGACCAAGCCUUCACGCAGGAUCAACCCAACUCCGGUGAGCGAAGAGCGGUCACUCUCCAAGCCCAAGACUUGCUUCACCUCACCCCCAAUCAACUGUGUCCCCAGUUCCCAACCCCCAGUCCUGGACACUAGCCCUUGGGGCCAUGGCCUUCCCCCAGGGUGCAGAAGUCUGCAAGAGGAGCGGGAGAUGCUCAGGAAGGAGCGCUCUAAGCUGCUGCAGCAGUCACCUGCUCCCGCCUGCCCCACCCCAGAGUCAGGAUGUCCUCACCCCAGCCGGACAGGAAACCUCACAGCUGAACCCGCUGACCCUGCCAGAGUAUCCUCCCGCGAGCGUCUGGAGCUGGUAGCCCUUGUCUACUCUUCAUGCAUUGCAGAAAACCUGGUACCAAACCUCUUCUUGGAGCUUUUCUUCGUCCUUCAGCUCCUUACUGCCCGGAGGAUGGUGGCUGCCAAGGACAGUGACCUUGAACCAAAUCCAGGAGCCGUAGAUUCCCUGGAAAGCCCUCUGUUCCAGAGUGUCCAUGAUUGUGUCUUCUUUGCAGUGCAGGUUUUGGAGCAUCAGUUUCACGUUCUUUCCCACCUGGACAAAGGGACCUUGAAGCUGUUGGCUGAGAAUGAACGGCUACUGUGCUUCUCACCAGUUCUGCAAGGCCACCUGCGAGCUGCCUACGAGGGCAGUGUUGCCAAGGUCUCUCUGGCGAUGCCACCUUCUGCACAAGCUGUCUCCUUUCAGCCAGAAACUGACAAUCGUGCCAACUUCUCCAGUGAUCGAGCCUUUCAUACUUUUAAAAAACAGAGGGAUGUGUUUUAUGAGGUGCUUCGAGAGUGGGAAGAUCGCCAUGAGGAGCCUGGCUGGGAUUUUGAGAAGGGCUUGGGCAGCAGGAUCAGAGCCAUGAUGGGUCAACUCUCUGCAGCCUGCAGCCACAGCCAUUUUGUUCGACUUUUCCAAAAACAACUUCUCCAGAUGUGUCAGAGUCCUGGUGGUGCUGGGGGCACUGUCUUGGGCGAGGCUCCGGAUGUGUUAAAUAUGCUUGGAGCUGACAAGCUGGGGCGGUUGCGGCGCCUACAGGAACGGCUUGUGGCCCCUCAGAGCAGUGGGGGGCCCUGCCCUCCCCCCACCUUCCCAGGCUGUCAGGGCUUCUUCAGGGACUUCAUCUUGAGUGCCAGCAGCUUCCAGUUUAAUCAGCAUCUCAUGGAUAGCCUGAGUUUGAAGAUCCGGGAGCUCAACAGCCUUGCCCUGCCUCAGCCUGAGCCCAGUGAUGAAGACGGGGAGUCAGACGUGGACUGGCAGGGUGAACGGAGGCAGUUUGCUGUGGUGCUGCUUAGCCUGAGGCUUCUGGCUAAAUUCCUGGGCUUUGUGGCUUUCCUGCCAUACCGGGGGCCCGAACCACCCCCGACCCGUGAGCUCCAGGACACCAUUCUGGCCCUGAGGAGCCAGGUGCCCCCGGUCCUGGAUGUGCGGGCUCUGCUGCAGCAGGGGCUGCGGGCCCGCCGAGCAGUGCUCACAGUGCCCUGGCUGGUGGAGUUCCUUUCCCUGGCUGACCACAUCGUCCCCAUGUUGGACUAUUACCGCAGCGUCUUCACUCUCCUGCUGCACCUGCAUCGGAGCUUGGUCUUGUCAAAGGAGAGUGAAGGGGAGAUGUGUUUCCUGAACAAGCUGCUGCUGCUGGCUGUCCUGGGCUGGCUUUUCCAGAUUCCUACAGUCCCUGAGGACCUGUUCUUUCUGGAAGAGGGUCAGUUGGAUGCCUUUGAGGUGGACACAGUAGCUUCAGAGCAUGGCUUGGACAGCAUGCCUGUGGUGGACCAGCACCUGCUCUACACUUGCUGCCCCUAUAUUGGGGAGCUCCGCAAACUGCUCGCCUCCUGGGUAUCAGGAAGCAGUGGACGGAGUGGGGGCUUCGUCAGGAAAAUCACCCCCACCACCACCACUGGCCUGGGAGCCCAGCCUCCCCGGACCACCCAAGGGCUGCAGGCACAGCUGGCUCAAGCCUUUUUCCACAACCAGCCGCCCUCCCUGCGCAGGACUGUGGAGUUCGUGGCAGAGAGAAUCGGCUCGAACUGUGUCAAGCAUAUCAAGGCCACACUGGUGGCAGAUCUGGUGCGCCAGGCAGAGUCGCUUCUUCAAGAGCAUCUGGUGACGCAGGGACAGGAAGGGGGAGAUCCAGCCCAGCUGUUGGAGAUCUUGUGUUCCCGGCUGUGCCCUCACGGGGCCCAGGCAUUGACCCAGGGGCGGGACUUCUGCCAAAAGAAGAGCCCUGGUGCCGUGAGGGCAUUGCUCCCUGAGGAGACCCCGGCAGCCGUUCUGAGCAGUGCAGAGAACAUUGCUGUGGGGCUUGCAACAGAGAAAGCCUGUGCUUGGUUGUCAGCCAACGUCACAGCGCUGAUCAGAAGGGAGGUGAAAGCGGCUGUGAGUCGCAUGCUUCGAGCCCAGGGUCCUGAGCCAGCUGCCCGGGGGGAGCGGAGGGGCUGCUCCCGUGCCUGUGAGCACCAUGCUCCCCUCCCCUCCCACCUCAUCUCCGAGAUAAAAGACGUGCUCUCUUUGGCCGUGGGGCCCCGGGACUCUGAGGAGGGAGUUUCCCCAGAGCAUCUGGAGCAGCUUCUAGGCCAGCUGGGCCAGAUGCUGCGGUGCCGCCAGUUCCUGUGCCCACCUGCUGAGCAGCAUCUGGCGAAGUGCUCUGUGGAGUUAGCAUCCCUCCUUGUUGCAGAUCAAAUUCCUGUCCUAGGGCCCCCGGCACAGCAGCAGCUUGAGAGAGGGCAGGCUCGAAGGCUCCUGCUCAUGCUGGUUUCCCUGUGGAAGGAGGACUUUCAAGUGCCGGUUCCGCUGCAGCUGCUGCUGAGGCCAAGAAACGUGGGGCUUCUCGCAGCUACUCGGCCGAGGGAGUGGGACCUGCUGCUGUUCUUGCUCCGGGAGCUGGUAGAGAAAGGUCUGAUGGGACGGAUGGAGAUAGAGGCCUGCCUAGGCAACCUCCAUGAGGCCCAGUGGCCCAGGGAUUUCUCUGAAGAAUUAGCAACACUGUGCAACCUCUUUCGAGCUGAACCCCAUGUGCUACAACCUCAGCUAAGAGCUUGUGAGCUGGUGCAGCCAAACCGGGGGACUGUGCUGGCCCAGAGCUAGGGCUGGCAAGCGGCCCUACCUUGGGCAUCUCACCAGAGCGCUGGAACCCAGCCUGACUGUGCCUCGGGAGGAGGCCCCAGAGCCACCCCAAGUGCCCACCCUCACCCUUGCUGGUGUGGAAGUAGCUCAGUCUGUCAUCAGGCUUCCUGCUCACGUGUGAAGGAAGAGAGUGGCAGCCUGGCAUCCCCGUGACUGCGGGCUCACCAUGCCAAGUCCUAAAGGAAGAAGGAGGGGGUCACCCGAUUCAGGAUUACGGUGGAAGACCCUAGAGACUCCAGUCCUGGAGAAGAAGAGUUGGCAUUUAUUAUGAAAUGAUGUGUGGGGGCUUGUCAACACAAGACUCAAGCCCCACUUGCUGCUGUCCCAGCAUCUCUUAGAACUUUGUGCUUUGGGAAAUCAUGACAGAGGGAAGUGACUUCUGCUUAACUUGUGAGUAAAGUUAAACAUGAAUCUCGGGAGUCUACAUUUUCUUACCACCAGGAGCUGGACUGCCAUCUCCUUAAAAACGUACAACAAAUGUGGGGCUCGCCCGACAGAAACCUGCCUUUUACCUUGCACCCCGCCUGCCUUCAGUCCCGUGCAGGUAGUAACUUUUGACUCUAGCUUAAUCCAGGGGCCAAGCACGGGCAGAACAUUAGAGCUUUUUAAAAUAAACUGUUUUUUUUA
Messenger RNA from Mesoplodon densirostris (Blainville's beaked whale), 4393 nucleotides. RefSeq names its product codanin 1 (gene CDAN1). Bases 29 to 3727 code for a protein of 1232 amino acids. The transcript is spliced from 28 exons. Gene Ontology annotation, biological process: chromatin organization. The record is from RefSeq and is a predicted model, not a curated record. Gene Ontology annotation, cellular component: nucleus. NCBI's taxonomy places the organism in Eukaryota, Metazoa, Chordata, Mammalia, Artiodactyla, Ziphiidae.